AUCUUAAAUUUAAUAAUUUAUUUGGAUGGCAAAAAUCCCAAAAUCUUUUUUUCUUUACCAAUCAAAACUUUAUGGAAAAUAUUUAUCCUUAGUAUUAAUACAAUAAAUGUAAAGAUUUUGUAACACUCACAGACCACUACACAAAAAACAAGAUUUUGGUUUAAUUUAAUCACCUAUGGUGAAGCUAUAUCUUAUGUCUUCUAAUGGGUAUCUUCCUACUCUAUGCUUUCUUCCAGAACAAAGAUUUAACAAGGACUCUCAACGGCUUUUGCCUAGUUAUGAACUACGCGAUGAUGUCAUACGAUCAAGCCCCCUCGUUAUGGGCCAGCAACAGAAUGUCGGGCCAAGUAAGCCAAUAAGCGGGUUAUUCGACAACAAUCGUUUUGAGCUCAUUGACCCGACUGUUACAAAGCCUGCACUCAUCAACAUCCAAGAUUGUUGCGCAAACUCGACACUUUUCAGCUUCAAGUUUCCAACGUCUGAAUUAACCGAAGUAGAAAAAGACCGACUUGAUCUGUUUCCGUUUUCUGACUUAACGGGCCUGCAAUCGUUAACAACUGAAUACAAGCCGAAUGUUCCUGUUACGGGUCAAAUGAAUUGUCAACUUGUUUAUCAAGAUCCAGAGUUUGACUCACCUUUGAUCGAUUUCGUUGGUGAUUUGGUUCGACAUUCUAAAAUUAUGAUCCAUGAGGAUGGACACGUGUCGUUUAUUGGAACUAGAACUGAAAUGAAGGACAUACUUUCGGUUCUUGCUGAGUUUUAUACGUCGAAGAAUUCGACUAAAUGGCGGAAGUCCUUGGUACCGCAGUUCAAUAGGCUGGAUUACGAUGCAACAAGCUAUUAUGGUUCUGCAUUAGAGCUCGAAACCGUGAUCGUUGCUCCUCCAAAGAGCCCGGAGAAAAUCAAACUGAAGCCAUCACCAAAGAAGAAAGGAACGCGUAACAAGACACCGAUCCAACACAGAAGUAACUACCUUCAAGCCUGUGAGUGCCUUCUCUCGAUUAUCGUCGACAAAAACCGAAACGGGAAAUCCGCAAUCUCCACGUUAAAGAAAUCCGGUCCGGAGCUACCAAAUCUCCUAACUCAGUUCUCAGCCAGCAUUGCAGGAACGGGAAUCGCGGUUCUUUUUUCGGUUAUGUGUAAGGUAGCUAGUGGAAGAGUACCGUUUUGUUAUUCGAAAGUUAUCAACACGGGCCUCGGGCUUGGGCUCGUGUGGCUUUCGUGGGCCGUGAACGGAAUGAGGGAUACGAUUGUGACGAUUAGUAAGAACUCGUACAAGAAAAAGGGGUUGAAAGAUGAAGAAAUGAUGAAGAAGUUGGAUAGAAGUGUGAAGGAAAUAUACUUUAGAGCUGCAACAUUGAUGGUAGUGAUGGUGUUGAGGCUUGCUUGAAGAAGGUUAUCACUUAACAGAGUUAAUGUGGAAGUGUAUUAUGGUGUAAAUGAUGGGGGUAAAAUAGGGAUUUUGAUGCUUAGACUACUUUGGGUCGUUCGAUAUGGAGUUGAUCUUUGUUUCGAUCAGUUUUGUCAAAUUGGCGAUGUUGAUUCUUGUUUUGCCGAUUAUAGUGAAGUAGAAGUGACCAUAGCGUAGGUCCGUUCGGUUAUAUUUAUAUAAACCCGAAACCCAAUCAAUAACGUGUAAGUUUUUAAGUGUUUAUACGCGUUGUUUAUUACAUCUA
Helianthus annuus (common sunflower) is the source of this 1676-nucleotide messenger RNA. RefSeq lists its product as uncharacterized. Lineage: Eukaryota; Viridiplantae; Streptophyta; Magnoliopsida; Asterales; Asteraceae. Bases 176 to 1390 code for a protein of 404 amino acids. The record is from RefSeq and is a predicted model, not a curated record. The transcript has 5 exons.